AUGAGGAAACUUUUUCCUCGAGAAGCUCUUCUGCCCCCACCACCUCCAGAGCACGAUGUUGCAUCUGUCAAGCUAGCCAAGCUACUUGGUUUUCAAGACUCUAUUCCUCAAUCAAGAGGAAAGGGAAUAUCUAUUGGCUCAGGGCACAUAGGUGAUGAAGACUCUCAACAAACCAUUUUUGAGCUCAUACAAGAGAUCGUACUUUUGAAGCAGAUCUCAGACCUUCAGGCCAGUCUUGGCGGGUUGACAUCUCUUUAUUUUGAUCUCAAAGACAAAUUAAUUGGAAAAUUUGGUGAUGAGUUCAAGACUUCAGGUUCUGAUGACGGAAGAGCUUCAGACUCAUCUGAAAGAUUCGUGGUUUCUCCUAUCCCAGAUGCUAACAUUGAAUAA
Lactuca virosa is the source of this 390-nucleotide messenger RNA. The record is from the annotation of a GenBank genome assembly. NCBI's taxonomy places the organism in Eukaryota, Viridiplantae, Streptophyta, Magnoliopsida, Asterales, Asteraceae.